UUCCCUCACCAAGAUGGCGGCCGAGUGUGGCCCUUCUCUGGAGAGCGACCUCCAUCGCGAGCUGACCUGCUCCGUCUGCCUGGAACUCUUCCGCGAGCCCGUGGCCCUCGGCUGCGGCCACAACUUCUGCCAGGGCUGCAUCCUGCACGUUUGGGAGAGCCGAGAGCGGCAGCGGCGGCGGGCAGCCCCGGGGAGAGGGGGAAGGGCCAACGGCCGGGGGCGAGGCGCCCCGAGCCCAGCGGCAGGGGCUGGCAGCAGCUUCUCCUGUCCCGAGUGCCGGCAGAUUUUCUCCGAUAAAAACUUCACCAAGAACUUCUUGGCCGCCAACCUGGUCGAGAAGCUGCAGGAAGCCAAGUGCGUCUCAGGCUCUCGGGCCUGUUUGGCCCAGAGGAGGUAUGAGAAGCACCAGAAGCCCUUGACUUUGUACUGCGCGACCGACCAGAGGAUCCUCUGCGACUUAUGCAGGUUGUCAAAAACUCACAGGAGUUGUGAUAUUCUUCUUGCCCAUGAAUUAACUGAUGAAUUCCUGAUGAGGAAAAAAGAGCUCAAGGCAAAAAUUCGGGAAGAGUUUGCCAGACUGAUCGAGUUUCUGAUUGAAGAGAGGGAGAUAUUUUUACUGCAGCUGGACGAGGUGGAGCGGGCGGCGAUUGACCAAGUGGAGGCCGAGCGGCUGGACCUGGGAGCCACCAUUUUGGAACUGGAGCAGUCCAUAGCUGACAUCAAGAGCAAAUUAAACCACUCCGUGCCUCUGGAGGAGGGCAGUGGAAAUGCUUUAGGGAUGUCCAAAGCAACUCUGGAGAGGUCAGACAUCCCCACUGACUCUCCUGAUCGAUCAAAAUGGCGAAAGCUGAUUCGGGAAGGCACCGAUCACAUCGGGAGACCUUGUCAGGAGCGUGCAGAGGUGAUUUGGGGUAUCAGUGGGAGUGCCCGACCCUCCAAGCACCUCCUGCCCCUCGUGACAGAGUCUGCAGAUCGCACCUUGGACUUAUCGCCCAUCUCCAGAACCCAUCGAACCAGAGUGGAAGCAGGGCCGGAGAACCUGUACUUCAACCCCAAAACCGCGCACCCCAGCCUGCGCUUCAGCGGUGACUACACGGCGGUGGAAUCCCGCGGACCCCCGGCGCCCGGUGUCCCACCCACCCCCGACAACCCCGAGAGGUUCAACCGCUUCCAGGCUGUGCUGGCCAGCGCCCACUUCGCCUCGGGCCGCCGCUACUGGGAGGUGGACGUGGGCGACGCCGCGGCCUGGCACCUGGGCAUCACCUGCGUCCACAGCCCCCGCAAGGGCUACGUCAAGCUGGCCCCCGCCAACGGCUAUUGGAGCAUCGGCCGACUGCUGGACUACUGGGUGAACGCCGGCCGGCGGCAGCCCCUGGACGUGGGCUCCGAGCUCUCCAAGGUGGGCGUCUACCUGGACUUCGACGCGGGGCGGGUCUCCUUCUAUGAUGCCUGUUGCAUGGCCCUCCUCUGCACCUUCAAGACCACCUUCCAUAGCCCCGUGGUGCCCUUCUUCAGCCCCAGCAGAGGAGUGGAUGGUGUCCUCCGGCUGUGCCACUUCUGACAGAGGUUUAUACCCCUCACUGGAAAC
This is a messenger RNA of Carcharodon carcharias (great white shark), 1588 nucleotides long. RefSeq names its product nuclear factor 7, ovary-like. NCBI's taxonomy places the organism in Eukaryota, Metazoa, Chordata, Chondrichthyes, Lamniformes, Lamnidae. The record is from RefSeq and is a predicted model, not a curated record. The transcript has 6 exons. The coding region runs from base 14 to 1561 and encodes 515 amino acids. Gene Ontology annotation, molecular function: protein binding; zinc ion binding.